AGAGCUUGUGUUUUGGAGAAAUUGAGCAGGAAGCUUUAAGGAAGGGAAGGAGGAGAGAGAGAGAGAGAUUGAGAAACACACAGAGGCUGAAGAAAUGGAGCAAGUAGCAAAACUCCUUCUGUGGCAGCUUUUGCUUCUGCAAAGGUCUGUUGUUCAUUUGUAUUCAGUCCCAGCUGACAUGUUGAACCCCGAGAGCGUGGUGGUGUCGGUGUCGAAUGUCAGCGCUGUGGCUGGAUCUCAAACUGUCCUGACCUGCAAGAGUUACCGCAUGAUCUGGACCCAGGACCGUCUGAAUGACCGCCAGCGUGUGGUCCACUGGGACUUGUAUAGCAACCAGGAUGGCGAUUACAAGGCGGAGAGGCUGUGUGACAUGUACUCAGCUGGGGAGCAGCGGGUGUACAGCUCCUACAACCAAGGGAGGAUAGCCAUGCCCCAGAAUGCGUUCGCAGAUGGCAACUUCUCACUGGUGAUCAAAGAUGUUACAGAGAGCGACCAAGGCACGUACUCCUGUAACCUCCACCAUCACUACUGCCACUUGUACGAGACGGUGAAAAUCCAGCUGGAGGUCACCGAGAAUGCCAGGGAAGCGAAGAGGUACUGGGAUGGCGAGAAGGCCGUGAUCGUUGCCUUGCAGGACAGCACCGUGGUGCUCCCCUGCGUGAACCGGAACCAGAUCUGGACUGAACGGCACAGCGAAGAGGAGCAGCAAGUGGUCCACUGGGACAGGCAGCCCCCGGGGGUCCCGCACGACCGGGCUGACCGCCUCAUAGACCUGUACGCCUCCGGCGAGCGCCGCUCCUACGGGCCUCUCUUCAUCCGGCAGAAGAUGAACAUCACUGAGACGGCCUUCGCCCUGGGUGACUUCUCACUGCGGAUUUCAGCCCUGGAGAACGCGGAUGAGGGCACGUACUCCUGCCACCUCCACCAUCACUACUGUGGCCUCCACGAGCGCAGGAUCUUCCGGGUCUCCGUGAUGGAGCCAGUGAGAGAGAAGAAGGUGGUGAACCUCACUAACCCCAACAGCGUGCCACCUGUAGAUCCAAACCUAGGCAGGGGCCAUAACGUGAUAAACGUCAUCAUCCCUGAGAGCCGGGUGCACUUCUUCCAGCAGCUGGGCUACAUCCUGGCAACCCUGCUCCUCUUCCUCAUCCUCCUCAUCAUCGUGGUGCUCGUUACCCGCAAACACCGGAGGAGAGGCUACGAGUACAACGUGAAGAAAUACGAAGAGAAGGAUGUGAAUCUCAAAGAGUUUUCAGUUGACACAACCGACCUGACCCAGUACAAAAGCGAAGACAUAAGGCUGGAUUUCAAAAACAACAUCCUGAAGGAGCGGGCCGAGCAGGCCAAGAGCUUCCCAGCAAAGAUCAUUGAUUUAGACAAAGAUUUCAGGAAGGAAUACUGUAAAUGAAGACAUUCGGAAGCUGCUGGCUGGACCAGAAGCUGCAAUUAAAAAUAGACAAGAUGCAUUCCUUAUUAUAACAUCCUUCCAGUUACCAUAGAGCUUUCAUUUAGACUUUCUUCCCGUUGGGCACCCAGGCGUGUGCAGCUGCAUACAGAAAGGUUUAGAUUGGCUGUGUGAUCUUGGAAAUGGUUUUUGGUGGCUUCUUUUUCCCCUUUCCUGUUUAUUUUUCCAUCCCUUUUCUGGAUUUGUUUUUGUCCUUUUGCAUCAAUGGUUUUUUUCAGCUGAACCUGCACAUGUUUGGCUUUAACUUAACAGCAUUAAAUAAACCCCACUUGCACCAUGACCCUGAGCCAUCCGUAUGUCAGGUCCUUUUCCGUGCAAUGUGUUUAACAGCAAAUAAGACAGGGUCUGUUUCUGAUCUCCCAUAUGCUGGCGUAAAUCAGAAGGAACAAACAUGACACUUAGCACUUUCCAUAGUCAAGAUGUGGUAUGAAUGUUAGCUAAUCCAUCCUCAUGCCCUGCCAGGAGUGUGAGUAAAUAUUAUCAUCCUCCUGCAGGUGUGGAAACUGAGGCAUAUAAGUGCAGAAACUUGCCUGUGAUUUUGCAGAGGAUAAGUGGCAACACCAGGAUUAGAUCCCAGAUGCUGUGGACACGUAGCUCUGUCUUAUUCCUCUCAGCCACCUUGCCUGAUUUUAUUAUUAUUAUUUUAAAUUGUAGACCAAAUCCAACCUUGGCAUAAGCAGUUACAGCUUCCUUUGAAGUCAAUGCAUUAUGCUGUUGGAAAACCAGUGUAAACUAGAUCAGAACCAGAAAUCUUACUAUGAACAAGGCAAAAUUCUUGGAUCCAUCGAGUGGUUCUCUGCUACAUAUCCUGCAUUUGCUAGGCGGGUCCUACCCAUGCAGUGAGGUGCAGACCUAACUCCAUCCUGUAGGUCUCUUUUAGCUGCAGGAUGGAUCAGGGAGGAGAAUUUUUCACUAUGCACCAAACCCAGCCCCAGGCACAACUCCCACUGAUGUAAAGAGAGGUGGUAUGCUGGGGGUGAACGGAGGCCUUAGGUUAGCAACUGAAAUCAAACUCCAUCGGCGACAGUUCCUCAGAUCUAUCACCUGAAAAGAAUGUCUCAAGUGUGGGAAUCUCCCUCACAUCCUCUGCAAUGAAGACUCAUGCAAACAGUUAAUCAAGCUUCUCCGUAACGGCCUUGUCUUCCUUGAGUGAUCCUUCAGCACCUUGAUCAUCCAGUGGCCCCAUUGAUUGUUUGGCCAGCAUUUCAAAUCCUCCACCGUCUGUUUCCUAUUGGUAAAUUAUCAACAUAGAGCUGCUCCGGAGAGCAUUCUUUGUUUUUCCAUAAGACUUGGAAGAUCCCAGCGAAGGAGGAACAGAUUCAGAAGAGCUGCAAGGUGUGUAUAUCAACAAACUCUCAAAACAGGCUACAGGGCGAUUUCAGGGUGAUAACUCUUAGGCAGGAAGGUUGAAGAGGGAAAGGAAACAGGAUCAGUUCUGUGGAUGUUGACUUCACAUUUGGAAGUAGGGGACAUGGGCUGAGAAGCCCUUUGCAAAUAAAUAGCCUGUUGGGCUGGUAUUUCAGGUUUAAAAUUGAAUCUCUUUCUGAGUCAACUCUUUGCAUGUCGGAAAUCACGGUGGAUUCUGCCAUACUUUGGUUUCCAUUAUCUCCUCCCUGGCAGAGGCUGAAUUCUGGAGAUGCCUGGCUGCCACAAGAAUGCAUUUCGGGCCAAAUUUGGGCCUGGAGCAUCCAUUUACGCCAAAGCUGAAUUUAGUUCUUCAAGUUCCAUCAGAGGGAUCAUGGAUGGUGCCCAGCCAAUCUUAUCACAAUGCCACGAGGCCCUCAUACAUACUUAGAAGCCAGGAUGAGAGGCUUUUUGUACCUAAAGGAGAGUGUAAAGGAAAAUGGUUCAUCAUGAGUACCACAUAGGCUCUGAUUUCUCACCAAUGGUGGGUGUCUUCUUACAGAAGAAUAAUUUUCUGUGGGAGUGCACUACUUUAAUGCAGCCUCUUAGGGCAACAUUAGCUAAACAGCAGAGGUGUGAAAAAAUACUGGUGCGACAUAGUAGGGUAAUUCUUUAACCUCCAGUUAUUCUGGAUCUCUCUAGAGACCCAAUGGCCCCAUAUAGAGAUCCUGUGAUUUUUGAGAAACUUCCCUUAUCCUCAUGUAAUCCUGUUUCCUGCAAGCUGCUCAGUGAAGGCAAACCCCUGAUCCUGCGGGACACAGCUGGUAGGAUCAAGGCCCUACGUUCCACUAGUUGCCUGGCCUCAGAAGGCAAAGAGCCAUUCUUGGCUUGCAUUUCGUGGGGCUUGACUGAAAUCCAAGUCACAUCUCUGCAGGUGCAGAAGAAAGCACUGGUUAUUCAAUCAGGAUGGCACAGUCUCAAGCAAUCAGCAUUAAUGUGUGUGUCUCUCUUUCUCUUUCGUGUCUGUGAGUCAAAGGUUGGAACUUUUACUUGCCAGUUCAAAUUGCUUAGCGUAGCUUAUAUAGACACAGGCUAGAAAUGGGGUCACUUACUCAUAAGAUCCCGAGGAGUUUAAAUAUUUCAUUUGUCUUCUAGACUGCAAAAGAGCUUAAGGGGAAAAAAUUAACAUGUUUUCUGAACUAGGCACAGGGCUUUGAGAGUUCCCCAUCUUUGCUUUGGUCUCCAGCGUGAAUGCAGGGAGCAGUCAAGCCUGGGGUGUGUGUAACCCUACAUUGCCCGAGGUGGUACUGUGCCCGCCUAGCAAGCAAGUGAAUCAGUAACUCAGAAGAGGAGUUUGUGUGUGAGUCUGUGAAGCCUCCUGUGACGUUUGUGGGUGGAAUUUUGCUUGUGCCAUGUAUCACAGCUGCAUCUCUGCAUUUCUCACAGUCCCCGUGAUGCAACUGGCUUGGAGUUUCAGUCUGGGCCCAAAGAUGGCUGAGAAGAAUUACACAAAAAUGUGGCCAGAGAAAAUUGUGCCUGGCAGUUGUUAGACGUCCCUCGCUGUCCAGGCCACUUUAAGAAAAAACAAAAGAAGGGCCAGGCUGGAAGUCUCACCAGACAGCACAGAAACAAAGGAUUCGCCAUAAUGGAUCAGGCCGUUGUCUGGUAACCUGCCUCAGGCACUACCUGGUGCCUCAAAAGAAGGUGCAAUUCCUUGGCAAAUUGCACUGUGCUACACAUGGAGGGACAAAAUUCCUCUUUUAUCUCUGGCCUGCCACAGGAGGAUCUGAGGUUGUCAUGCUGACCGGGUCUAGGAACACUUAGGAGAGCAACCCCUUCCUUUCUGCAUGCGUGGUAAGAGAGGUGAUGGUUCUUGAAGGAAUCAUGUCCAGACAGAGACCUUGUUGUGAUGUUUCCACUGCCAGCUCCUUGGGGCAGGGACCGUAUCUGGUCCAGAGCCAGGCACACCACUGAAGCUUAAUAGUAAAAAAUAAAAAGUUCCCAGGCCUUGGUGGGGAGGGGGGAGGAAAUUUUAAAAAGAGGGUCUCUUGGAGGAACUGCACCCUCUCCAAGAAAAAACAGCUGAAAUGACAGCAUUAAAGUCUGGCACAUCAAGUGUCCUGUGUAGAUCUGAACAGGUUCAGUGCAAGGUUGUUUUUUUGCUAAUCAACGAGACAAUCAAGCCGGACAGGGCAUGCAUUGCUGCCUUACUACAGGGACACGUGCCAGGUGUGUCAUUUACCAAGUCAAAGGCCAGAGAUAAAGAGAUCCAGGCAAGACUACAGGACAAUCUGGUUAGUGUUUCCAUAGUAGUGUUAAAGUGGAGUCAGCAGGGGUAGGUUCUUGUGUUUGAUGGUGUAUAGGAGUGAUGAGAGGGCAGACAGCUUUCAGCUCUGACACCACUGAGCAGCUCAUUAGCUGUAGCUCCUUGGCAUGUUUCCUCUUGUCUAUUGUUGGUCUUUCCCCUUGGCCUGAAGGAAUAUGGCUGUUCUCUCUGCAGCUCGGUUUUCUCAUCGGUGUAGGGGGAUAGUAAUUCCUCGCUCACAGAAGAGCAAUUCAUUAAUAUUUGUAAAGCACUUUGAGACCCUUAAAUGCAGGUCUCUAUAGCAGUGCAAAAAAAAAAGUUAAAAAUGCCUGCACGGAGCAGAUGCUGCAUUUAAUCUUUAGCAGACAUGUUUCCCUUUUGAUGUAUGGACUGUUGUCAAGCUUUGCACCCUUCUAGUUUCCUUUGAUUCCUGAGAAACACAUUUCACUAUAAUAAUAAUAAUAAUAAAACCCCUUAAUAUUUGUCUUCUGAUUGCUUUCCCUGUUCUGAAGCAAGCUGAUGGCAGAAAAUGCAAAGUGCCUGGUAGGGUAGUUAAGAUUUUAUAGACUGUAAUCUUUUGUUUGGAAACAAGGCAACAGUUUACAUCGGUGACCUUAAAAAGGGGUUACAUUAAAUGCCAGCUGGUCCCAGAUUGGCUCGGCUCUUUGGAAGCAAACAUUUUCCAGAGAGCUUUGUGUUGCAACAGGGCCUUUAUUUUUAAUUCUUGGAAUCAGUAUUAUCUGGUGCUGGUGGUUUUGACUUUGGAUCCUUUCCCUGUGAUUUAUGCUCUCCACUCGGAUAGGAAAAGCUGCCAGAAAGUUCGUUUUAUUGUUCUUGCAUUCCCGCUGAUGGAGUCCUUUUUGGCUGUUUUUCCUCCCAAGUGCAAUUGUUCAUAAGUGAAUGAUUGUUACUGUUAACAGUUCUAUAGGCUAUUGGACCUGCAAUGACUUCUCCUUUUGUAGCAAGCAUAGUCACUUGGCACUGGAGAGAAAGACAGAGAGAAAUCCUAGGAUUGGUUUAAUGAAGAGGACAUUGUCGUGAUCUUAAUUGGACAUAAACAGUAGGGAGUCAUUUCUGUAGGCAGGAAAGCGGGUACAGAUAAAAAACUAAGACACCUGCGUGGACUCAGUGAUUUGGAAAAGAUAAAAAAAAAGAACAGCUCAUGUGUUUCAGUGUCUGGGCAAAAAAUUAUCCUCAGCAUGAGCUAGUGAAAUCUUAAUUGACGCCUGAACUUGACUAGAAGCUUGUGAGAUGGUAUAAUUUGAUGCAGCUGCGCAAUCCUUUUACAGGUGCUAAAACAACAGGGAUUAUGUUAGUCUCCAACUUAGAUCUUUUGCCAGUAAUCAGACAGCUGCUCUUGUUGCUGGGAAUUGGUAUAUAGAUGUAUAUUUUGGUAAUCAGUAGCUUGCUAAUUACAAUGGAGCUCCAUCUAGAUGAGAACCCGCCUGGCAGGUGUGAUGCUAUAAGCCAGUCUUUAUGUGGGGCUUGCCUGGGUUGCAUGCAGCAGGUAGGAUGCACCUGAAUGACACAGAGUGAAGCAAAAAGUGUUUCUUCCCCCAGUAUCUGAGCGGUUGGGCAUGUGUUAAAAUUCAGAGGGGCAGAGGUUAAGUGCUGCUUCCCAGAUGACACUGGAAUGUGAAGCAAAGGCAGAGUCAGUUUCUCAGCUGGUUUAAAUCAGUAAGCUCUGGUGGCCACACCCGUUUACAUCCGCUAAUGAUCUGACCCACAACAGUUUGUUCAAGGAAAUAAUAAUUUUGGUUUGUCUGAUGAUUUGUCCCGCAGAACAGGCUACAAGAGAUUUUGCCUGUGGAAAGAAAACUCACGGGUGAGCACAGGAAAAGCUGUAAAGUUUUUGGUUUUUUUAUUUGAUUAUUUUAUACCAUUUAGGAUUUUUUAUUUUAACAACUUCCUGAUGAAAUAGUAGUCAUUGCAACGUAGAGAAGUGUCUUUAAGUCUUUAAUGUAAAACCCAGAAGGUGUUUGCAGUGACACACCAUGCUUCUGGCUACGCUGGGUAAUUAACCGUAGGAACACCUUACCGAGAGACGUGGUGGAUUCUCUGUCGCCUAAAGUCUGUAAAUCAAAAGGGGAUGCUUGCUAAAAGAUAUGCUCCGGCUCAGCCAGAAAUGCUGGGCUUGAUGCAGAAAUUAGUGGGUGAGGUUCUCUAGCUUAUGUUACACAGGAGGUCAGAUGGGAUGAUCAUAACAGUCCCCUCUGGCCUUAAAAUCUAGGAAGCCUCUGCUGGUGGCCUGGUGCUGCAUUUGGCUUUUUCUGAGGUGCAUUUGGAAAUUAAUAAAAUUAGAGUAAUAUGUGCAGGAGAAAAUGCCUCCUAAAUUAUAUAUGGGGCUAAUUUUUUCUGUUACAGCUCUGCAACCCUAUAAUAAUAAUAAUAAUUAAUACCAAGGAGCCAUUCCGCCCAAGAGCUCAAAGUGCUUUACGGAGGUGUGUAAGUAGAAAUGUCUUUAGGUCUCAGGUGGGGAAACCGAGGCACACCGUGAUUUUUUUUUUUUGUAUCGACUUGUCCAAAGAUACAGAAGAGAUCAAUAGCAGAGCUAGGACUAGGACACAAAUCUGCUUUUCAGCUGUGUGCACUAGCCACUGAACUGUGCUGACUCUCCAGAUUUAGAGGAAACCAUAAAGCUGGUUUGACUCUGUGUUGUAAUAUACUUCAUUUCCAUACUAUCGUUGUUGCUUUUUUGUCAUCAUUUAUCAGCCCAUUGCAUUACUCUCCUUACAUGUAAGAAAUAAAGAAUGUAAUUGGUUUUCAAA
This is a messenger RNA of Gopherus evgoodei (Goodes thornscrub tortoise), 7882 nucleotides long. RefSeq names its product matrix remodeling associated 8 (gene MXRA8). Lineage: Eukaryota; Metazoa; Chordata; Testudines; Testudinidae. Gene Ontology annotation, cellular component: cell surface; membrane. Gene Ontology annotation, biological process: establishment of glial blood-brain barrier; cell adhesion. The transcript has 11 exons. Bases 95 to 1408 code for a protein of 437 amino acids. The record is from RefSeq and is a predicted model, not a curated record.